Molecule: messenger RNA, 1029 nt
Organism: Ipomoea triloba (trilobed morning glory)
Lineage: Eukaryota; Viridiplantae; Streptophyta; Magnoliopsida; Solanales; Convolvulaceae
Product: probable membrane-associated kinase regulator 4
Exons: 1
Coding region: 1-1029 (342 amino acids)
Cellular component (GO): plasma membrane
Molecular function (GO): kinase inhibitor activity
Source: RefSeq, a predicted model, not a curated record
AUGCAGAAGUCACUUCUCCCCAUGAAUAUGUACAUGCAAAAGCCAUUUCUCCCCAUAAACAGCAUGAUCACCAUGCAGAGGCCAUUAUUUCUCCCCACAAACAUCUCCAUGCAGAGAAAUUUUCAUUUUUCUGGUCAGACUUCAAAUGGGAUGGCCAGAAAUAAUCAUUCCCCUCCAUAUCAUAUUAGUGCAGCAGAGGAUGAUGAGUACAUAGAUAUAGAAGUGAACUCUUUUUCUCCACAAAGCACAGACUUUGAGUUCCAUAUGACUUCUUCUUUCAAUGACAACAAAGAGCUCACUAUGCUCCCAGCAGAUGAUCUCUUCUACAAAGGGAAACUCCUCCCUCUUCUCCUCCCUCCGCGGCUUCAAACCGUCCAAAACCUCCUCAAAACCACCCCAAUAGGAGAUCACCACUCCAUUGUUGAGGAAGAUGAUGAUGAUGAUGAGUUCAUCAUUAUGGAAUUUGCAAGCUCUAAUCCUUGGGAAAACAGUACUAGUGGUACUCCAGUAGAGCCAUUCAGACUCAGCUUUUCACUCACCCCUGCUGAAAACUUUAAAAGGUCCACUUGUUUGAGCACUUCCAUUAUUAAGCAUCAAGAGAAGAAACAUUCUUGGCUCAUCAGUAAGCUCAGACUGUUUAAGAAAUCGUUGAUCGGUAACAGGGGAAAGGGUUCAAGGGUCUGUAGUCUCAGAUCAUUUUUCAGAAAGUCUGCCUGUAUAGAUGUUUCUUCUGCAAUGGCUCCGGACUACAAUCCAAUUAACAGGGUGGGGAUUAAGGAUAAAGUGGUGAUGAGGAGUUAUCACAGAAGGCCAUCACUCUCAUUCUCAUCUGCAGAAUUCAAAGGGCGUUCCUUUUCCUCUUCAUCUUCAUCUUUCUCCUCCUCCUCCUUCUCAUCCAUUUCCUUCAGUUCAAGGGAUUUUCAUGAUGAGCUAAACUUCCACAAGAGAAGCUGCAGUUUCACUUCAGACAUUGAUGGUCCCAUUGAGGCAGCAAUUGCUCACUGCAAAACCAUCCACAAUCGUCCAUGA